Messenger RNA from Carya illinoinensis, 1378 nucleotides. RefSeq lists its product as uncharacterized. Lineage: Eukaryota; Viridiplantae; Streptophyta; Magnoliopsida; Fagales; Juglandaceae. The transcript is spliced from 7 exons. Bases 126 to 1172 code for a protein of 348 amino acids. The record is from RefSeq and is a predicted model, not a curated record.
UCAAAUUCCACGUGGAUAAUAUGGUGUGCGUCAAACCUUUCCCUUCAGUCUUCCCAAAGUGACAAGCAUCUCUCUGUUUCGGUUGCGCCUGUAAACGCAGAAGAAGAUGGAGAGGAAAAUCGGAAAUGGCGGACAAGCCAAGCCGAGCAUUGGUUUUGUACGGAUAUGGGUUGGCCCGUUUCAUCAGCCCAUCUCACGAUCAUCUCCAUUCUCUCGCAUCAAAAGCUUCCUGUGGUUCUGUUCAUGGGAAUGAAGCUGUUGUAAUCACAAAAAAUUCAACUUUGAAAGUUUUUGGUGCCAAACUUGGCUUAAUUGUGUUGGAAUCCAAUGACCUAGUUAAAAACCUGCAUUCCCUUGCGAAAGUACCAGCGGAUGUUGUGGCGUCUGAGUUGCUAAACUUGCUUGGAUUUAAAGAAGGGAAGACUCUAGAGACAAGCGAGUAUAAUUUAGUUUGUGUGUAUUAUGUCAAUGCUUUGGUUGGGGAUAUAAUGAAGAUAGCCCAACCUGGAUCCGAAAUUGGUUCCCGCCUGCAUUUGUCCCUCGUGAUGAGCUAUGGCCAUGUCCCAGAGGACAAUGAUCCCAACUUACCAGUUUUAACUACUAAAGAUGAGAAAAAAUCUGAUCUUUUAAUGCUAUGGAGCCUUCUAGUCUCGACAUUGGAUUUGGAAACGGAUCAUAAAGUGUGUAUAUAUAACUCAAUACAGAGAGAGAGAGAGAGGUGUGUCGUAUUGAUCAUAAACGUAAUUCACUUGGAGAAUGUUAUUUGUAUACACUGGCAUUCAGCAGAUUUAUCCAAAACCAUCGAUCCCCUGCGCAAACCCCAUAAACCCAGACACAUUGCUCAAUGGCCAAUCCCUCAGGAAGUGUUUCAGGCAAAGGACCCAUCACUCAUGUCAUCUUCGACAUGGACGGUCUCCUUCUCGGACGGAAUCUGCCUUAACAUUUCACACAAAUGUUACACCAUGAGAGGAGAAAAUCAACGGGAAGAUGUAAGGCAUCAUUUCCCCAUAUUGAUUACCCAAUGGCAGUAUGGUGUAACCCGCAAGGAUAUGGCCGAGAUGUUUUCCUUUAAAGAUUUUUUGGAGCAUGGUGGAAAUCUUGCCAUACCAGCAGAUCGGUUUCUGCACGAGGUCGCCUUUAAGAUUUGGAAGGCCCCCAAGUAUGGAGCAUGAAAUAUAUUUAUCAACAUUCCAGAUAUGUAGGAUAAGCUUAAAAUUUGAGCAUCUAAGAUGGAUCAGAGAGAUGGAGCUUCCUGGUUUGAUUCUCUAUGCUAAACGAUUCUGUUAUUUACUUUUGGUCAAAUCAGGCACUGGUUAUAAUAGGACGAUUUUGCUUUUGACCUUGAUAUUGAGACACACCUUUACAUUCAUUUUCCUAA